Messenger RNA from Bufo bufo (common toad), 2542 nucleotides. RefSeq names its product CD40 ligand (gene CD40LG). Gene Ontology annotation, cellular component: membrane. Gene Ontology annotation, molecular function: tumor necrosis factor receptor binding. The transcript has 6 exons. Gene Ontology annotation, biological process: immune response. NCBI's taxonomy places the organism in Eukaryota, Metazoa, Chordata, Amphibia, Anura, Bufonidae. Bases 51 to 941 code for a protein of 296 amino acids. The record is from RefSeq and is a predicted model, not a curated record.
AGGUCUCAAAACUGAGUUCUAUCUGUCAUCUUAAACGUGCAGUGACUUUAAUGCCAUACUCUUUAUCGAGCUGCCUGACGAAGACAUCAUUCAUAUGCUGCACAAUGAUCAACUCUUACAAUCAAAGCCCUCCAGCAGACCCAUCCCGGGGUCUAAAGUCACCCCCAUCAAUUAUGAAAAUUUCUGUAUGGAUUUUUACUCUUUCGGUGUUUGCGCAGGUUGUUGGGAUAUGUAUUUUUGGGGUAUAUUUCCACACUAAAAUAGAUAAGAUUGAAGAUGAAAUGAACUUAUCUGAGGAAUAUUUAUUCAUACGGAGAAUACAGAAAUGUCGGAAAGAAGGAAACGUAGAUUCAUCAUUACUGAGCUGCAAAGAGGUUUUAAAUAGAUUCCGAAGCCUAAUCCCGGAGAUCAUUCCAACAGGACCUUCUGGAGAAAAACAUGAAAAGUUAACAGAUAGAAGUCCAAUGCCUUAUGUGGGAGAAAAAGAUGUUACAGUAAAGAAAGACGCAGCAGUUGCCAUACAUUUAGUGGGAGACAGACCCAACAGCACCAAAGAGGCUCUUCGUUGGAAAGAAAAAGGAUAUUUAACAACAAAAUUGGAAAUAUCAUACACAAAUGGAAAAUUACGAGUGGAAACGCCUGGUGUGUAUUAUUUGUACUCCCAGGUCAGUUUUAGUGCAAGCUCCGCGCAGUUCCAGAAGGCUCCAUUUGUACAGUACAUCUAUAUGAAGAGAAUGCAUGAAACUGAAAGGCUUUUGGUGAAAGGAGCAAAUACAUUGGCACAACCUGCUAUUUCGGCCUUGCACUCAUCCAAGGUCGGAGCUGUCUUUACACUCAAGAGGAAUGAUUUGAUAUUUGUCAAUGUGACUGAUCCAUCACUUAUCGAUUACAGUCCUGAACUUACGUAUUUUGGUAUGUUCAAGCUCGGAGAAACGUCAUGAUCUUUAAGCUACCUUCUAAUAUAGUUCAGUCACCAGUUACUUGCUGAAUGUAUAUUUUACUGAAAAAACUGAUUUCUUGUUCUUGCUAGAUACAGAAUUCCAAAAGACAACUAUAUUGAGCACGGCAAGGGGUCUGCAACCUCUGACACCCCAGCCAUUGUGAAAAUACAACUCCCAGCAUGCACACUUGUUCAGCUGUUCUAGGAACUCCCAUAGAAUUGAAUGGAACACGCUGGGAGCUGUGGCUUCAAAACAGCUGGAGUACUUGAAUUUGCUGACCCCUGGGAUAGGACAACUGUUUCCAGUGAAGCUUCACUGGCCACAAAAUUCUGUUAGUAUUAGGUCUUAUGUCUACAGUAAAACCUAUAGGCACAAGACCCAGUGCUUAUGUGCUCUGUACCGCUAUAUUGUGCCUUUAUGGAUUCAGAAUAAAUAUGUUAGACAUUUUAAAGAAUACAGAGACAGCAUAUGGACCCAGAGCUUUCUACGAGUACAGGUUUUUUCUAUUUUACUGAAUGCACUGAAAACACUGCCGUAAGUCCAGACCAAAAGCUAUUAUACUGUUAGAGGGGUUUUCAAUUUAGGGAAUCUUGUUGAUAGGCUGUGUAUUACUAUUAGGACCUCCAGUGAUCAGCUGUAGUCUGUGGGGAAAUUUUCCUGCAGCACCACCCCAGGGGAAGUGAAGCAUUACACAUUGUCCAUGCAUGGCACUGAUAAGCCGGGUCACCCAGAGGAAACACACCGAUUUGGAUAAUAGCCAAGCAUCUUAAAUGGUGUGCCACCAUGCUAUUAGAGUUCUCUACUGAGUUACUGUACAGUGAAACCUCUGUGAGACAACCACAUACCUGAAUAUAAAUCCAAAUGACUUUGUAGAUGUGCACUUGGCAGCUGAAUCCAACACACUUUGGCCCAUCUUGAUUGGUUCCCCCAUUGCCAAAAUAUUUACCUUUUUAUUAUAUGCAAAUGAGACCCUUGGUGCAAGAGGGUUUCACCAUUGGACCAAAAGCUCUGCCUUUUCAAUAUAUAUAUAUGCAUAUAUACAUUCAUGAAGAAAUAGUGCACAAAGCCAUAUCGCACUGCAAAGGAUUCCUUUGAUAGUUUGUAUCCUCUAAAAGCAUAUCUGUCAUGACAUCUGUCUGCUUAAUGCAUCCCUGCAUUUUCUAAAUUCUCUUUAUACUUUCUAUGAACCUGAUUCAUCUUAAAAGUCCUGCUAAUCCCUGAAACCAUUUUAUUUUCAUUCCUCUAAAGUUCAAGGGUUCAUCCAUCAAAAACUAUUACUAUGCAAUGAAAUUCAGAAUUAUUGUAAUGUACAUAAAAUAAAAAUAUUGUAAGUUUUUUUUUAUGUACAUUACAUUUUCCUUUUUGGUAGCCACCUCUGCUUUAUCCUUCUGGUCAAUCUUGCAUGCUCAGUAGCUUCCUGAGUGCUGGUAUAGCAAUUCAUCUCUACUUCUGAAGUCAUAAACAUAUACAAUUAUAUCUCUCUCUAGACAGUGGAGAAGGAAAUUGGGGGCAUUACAUACCAUAGUGCUAUUCAUUAGUGGAAUCUCUGGGGCUGUGUGUGAGGGACUAUUUUCUGUGCAAUGCAGUGCACUCCUGGAAGA